Molecule: messenger RNA, 1599 nt
Organism: Entelurus aequoreus (snake pipefish)
Lineage: Eukaryota; Metazoa; Chordata; Actinopteri; Syngnathiformes; Syngnathidae
Gene: farsa
Product: phenylalanyl-tRNA synthetase subunit alpha
Exons: 13
Coding region: 43-1536 (497 amino acids)
Biological process (GO): phenylalanyl-tRNA aminoacylation
Cellular component (GO): phenylalanine-tRNA ligase complex; cytosol; cytoplasm
Molecular function (GO): phenylalanine-tRNA ligase activity; ATP binding; tRNA binding
Source: RefSeq, a predicted model, not a curated record
CAACGUCACUUCCGUUUCUUCAAAGCUCAGGUGGCCACCAGUAUGGCGGACGCUCGCGUGGUGGAGUCUCUACUUCAGCGCAUUGAGAAGGUGGACGACGGCGUGGAUAGUCUAAAUGUAGCGUCCAGCCUCGGAGUGGACCACCAGGUCGUCGUGGGAGCUGUGAAGAGUUUACAAGCUCUCGGCGAAAUCAUCUCAGCCGACUUACGAUCCUCCAAACACUGGGAGCUGACAGUCGAGGGCAAAGAGAUUGCUGAGCAAGGCAGUCAAGAAGCCCGGGUCUUCAACUCCAUCCCGCCGGAGGGUCUGGCCCAAAGUGACCUAAUGACUCUGUCCUUUGGGAAGAUCGGCUUCAGUAAAGCCAUGUCCAACAAGUGGAUCCGGUUGGACAAAGGACAUGAAAACGGCCCCAGAAUAUUCAGAACUGUGGAGAACAUAGAGGACCAGGUGAGAGGGAAGCUGCUGCUUCUUCAAAAAGGCGACGCCACAAACCUGGAAGAGAAAGAAAAGAACGACCUUAAGAAGCGCAAACUCCUUGCUGAGGUGACAGUAAAGUCUUACUGGAUCACAAAAGGAAACUCCUUCAGCACCACGGUCACCAAACAAGAGACGGAGCUCACCCCCGACAUGAUUGCCAGCGGCAGUUGGAAAGAGAAACAAUUUAAACCGUACAACUUCGAGGCGAUGGGUGUGGCACCAGACUGUGGCCACCUGCAUCCGCUGAUGAAAGUGCGAACGCAGUUCAGACAGAUCUUCCUGGAGAUGGGUUUCACAGAGAUGCCAACCAACAACUUUAUCGAGAGUUCUUUCUGGAACUUUGACUCCCUGUUUCAACCGCAGCAGCACCCGGCCAGAGACCAGCAUGACACCUUCUUCCUGUCAGACCCUGCGCUUGCCCGUGAGUUACCGCAGGACUACUUGGAGAGAGUGAAAAGGGUCCACACAGAGGGGGGCUUUGGCUCACAAGGGUACAAAUACGACUGGAAGAUUGAGGAAGCACAGAAGAACAUCCUUCGAACGCACACUACAGCAGUCAGCGCACGCAUGCUGUACAAACUUGCACAACAGGAGAAGUUCACCCCCGUCAAGUACUUCUCCAUCGACCGGGUGUUCAGGAAUGAGACGUUAGAUGCCACCCACCUGGCCGAGUUCCACCAGAUAGAAGGCGUGGUGGCCGACUACGGGCUCACCCUCGGGGACCUCAUGGGAAUCCUGCAUCAGUUCUUCAUCAAGCUAGGAAUCACAAAACUGCGUUUUAAGCCGGCAUACAACCCCUACACCGAGCCCAGUAUGGAGGUGUUCAGCUACCAUGAAGGACUGAAAAAGUGGGUGGAAGUGGGGAACUCCGGCGUCUUCAGACCAGAGAUGCUGCUGCCUAUGGGCCUCCCUGAGGAUGUAUCAGUUAUAGCAUGGGGGCUGUCUCUGGAAAGACCUACCAUGAUUAAAUACGGCAUCAACAACAUCCGAGAGCUGGUGGGACACAAGGUCAACCUACAAAUGGUCUACGACAGCCCCAUUUGCCGACUGGAGUCCUAAAUUUGGUACAGAUUUUUUUUUUUUUUUUUUUUUUUUUUUAGAUUUUGGACACCCCGUUAGCCG